Messenger RNA from Aspergillus caelatus, 736 nucleotides. RefSeq names its product eukaryotic elongation factor 5A hypusine, DNA-binding OB fold-domain-containing protein. The coding region runs from base 44 to 508 and encodes 154 amino acids. Gene Ontology annotation, biological process: positive regulation of translational elongation; positive regulation of translational termination. NCBI's taxonomy places the organism in Eukaryota, Fungi, Ascomycota, Eurotiomycetes, Eurotiales, Aspergillaceae. Gene Ontology annotation, molecular function: ribosome binding; RNA binding; translation elongation factor activity. The record is from RefSeq and is a predicted model, not a curated record. The transcript has 4 exons.
CUUUCUUCAGGUUAAGCCGAUAUCGAAUCUAAGUUAUUCCAGCAUGAGUGACGACGAGGACCAUAAUCGUACCUUUGAACAAAGCCAGGCAGAUGGCUCGUCGAACUAUCCAAUGCCAAUUUCGGCCAUUAGAAAACGGAGCCAUGUUAUAAUCCAAGGGAGGCCCUGUAAAAUUGUCGAGAUCAACAACUCUGGAACUAGUGUUCAUCUAGUUGGUGAAGAUAUUUUUACCGGCAGCACUCUAUCGGGUGAUUUUCAAUCUACUCAGUCUGUGGAUGUUCCUCAUGUAAGAAGAUCUGAAUAUCAGUUGGUUAAUAUUGACGAUGGAUUUCUCAAUCUAAUGACACCCGAUGGGACGGCGAAAGACGACGUAAAAGUUCCCGGUGGUGAGCUAGGAAACAUGAUCCAGGAUGAUUUCAACAGCGGAAAAGACUUGCUCAUUACCGUUAUCUCAGCAAUGGGUGAAGAACAAGCUAUAGCUGGCAAAGAAGCCCCCAAGGGGGCUUAAGGCUUCUUCUGGGUGUCAUGGUUGUUGCCUGAGGCACUGAUUACCCCGCCGCUGCCAGCCUAGUACUCUAUAGAUAGACUUGCACGCGGAAAGGGCCUGAGGCCUCUAAGCAAUUCAUUCGGUUUCAAUCCCAACACAAGAUGAUAUAGAACCGUGAACAUCUCAAGUCUUCUAGUACUAAGUAUCUUGCCACUUGCUGGCCACCAUCGCAGCCAAGGCAUACCGCCU